Molecule: messenger RNA, 938 nt
Organism: Leptosomus discolor (cuckoo roller)
Lineage: Eukaryota; Metazoa; Chordata; Aves; Leptosomiformes; Leptosomidae
Source: RefSeq, a predicted model, not a curated record
GCCUUGACCUAACAGGGAGAUUUCUCUUUGCAAUCUUGACUCUGAUGGUGCUAAUUGCCAAUCUGGUGUUUAUAGAGGAAGCUGUCUACAUCCACAGGAAAAUCCCCUCCUCUAAAAGAUCGGUCAUUAUUUGGAUUAAUGCUGCAGCUCCAGUGAUCGCUACUACUUCAUGCGUUGGCAUGUGGAUUCCUCGCUCAACAAUGUUUACAGAUUUCACAGCAGCAGUAUUUUUUGCCAUAGUUAUCCACAAGUUCCUGAUGAUGAUGAUUAAAGAGUGCGGAGGUCAAAAGCUGCUCCUCAGGCGGUUUGAAAAUGAUCGCUUCAAGAUCAGCACCGGUCCCUGCUGCUGCUGCUGCCUUUGCCUCCCUCGUGUGCGCAUCACUAGGCGAACUCUCUUCUGGCUGAAGCUGGGCACCCUUCAGUUUGCUUUCCUUCGACCCGUGCUUAUGUUUUUAUCAAUAGUGCUUUGGACUAAUGACAAUUACACCCUUUACGAUUUAUCUCCCAAAGGAGCUGCAAUAUGGAUUAGCUGCUUCGUUGGUGUCCUCACCAUUAUUGCGCUGUGGCCAGUUGGCAUCAUGUUCCAACAAGUUAGGACUCUCCUUAGCUGUCAGAGGAUCAUCCCAAAAUUUGCUCUUUAUCAGUUUAUUCUCAUUCUGAACCACUUGCAGACAGCUAUUAUCAACAUCUUGGCCAUGAGAAGAAUCAUUCCCUGUGCUCCACCGCUCUCCUCUUCAGCAAGAGGAGCAUAUAUGACCCAGCAGCUCCUCAUCAUGGAAAUGUUUCUGAUAACCCUGAUCUCAAGGGUGGUCUAUCGGAGAAGGUACAAUGACCUAGAGCCUCUGGAGUGUACGGCUGAAGAAGCUGGGGACAACAAGCAGACUCCUAAGACUAUCCUGAAUGGUGCAGUUAGUGAAGACAGCUUGCCAAGGGUUUAG